AUGAAUAAAGAAGACUUUUCAAUUUUAUUGUAGCCAGUAGACUUUGGAAAAUUAUAGCUAAAAAAUAGAUUAAUAGUAGCCCCAUUAACAAGAAUGAGGACAGAUAUAUCUGGAAUUCCUAAUGACUUAAUGGCUAAGUAUUAUUCUAUGAGAUCAUCCUACGGAUUGAUUAUUACUGAAUCAAGUUCGGUUUCUCCUCUUUCAAAUUGUUUUCCAGGUGCAGGAAAUAUAUACAAUCAAGAGCAAAUGGAAGGAUGGAAAAAGGUUGUUUAAUAAACUCAUGAAUAAGAAGGUUUAAUUGGUAUUUAAGUUUUCCAUUGUGGUAGAUCAUGCGUUUCAAGUCAGAUAAAUGGAGAAACUCCAGUGGCCCCAAGUCCUAUAGCAAUUAGAGGAAAAGAUUUGAUUUCUAAUGAAGAAUAUAAAAUUCCUAAGGAGUUAAGCAUAAAUGAAAUAAAAGAAAUAGUUUAAUAAUUUAGGAAGAGUGCAGAGCUCUCUAAAUAAGCAGGGUUUGAUUUUAUUUAACUUCAUGCUGCAAAUGGAUAUUUAGUUGACUAGUUUUUAAGAGAUGAAAGCAAUAAAAGAACAGAUGAAUAUGGUGGUUCAAUAGAAAAUAGAUGCAGAUUUUUGUUAGAAAUAAUUGAUUAGUUAAUUGAUGUUUUUACAGCAGGAAGAGUUGCAAUAAGAUUAUCACCAAAUGAUCGUUUUAAUGAUAUGUAUGACUCAAAUCCUUUAGAGCUUAUGAGAUAUGUCUUAUCAGAGCUAGAUAAAAGAGAGUUAGCAUUUGUUGAAUUAAAGAGGGAUAAUCCAUAUGAAACAACUGUUUCAAAUAAUGACUCUCCAAGAAAGCAUCCAAGAGAACUUAUUCCUGAUUUUUUUAGAGAUUUAAGGAAAUUCUACUAAGGUAAUAUUAUCUGCAAUGACGGAGUAACUUUGUAAGAAGCCAAAGAGCUGAUUUCUCAAAAUAUUUGCCAUGCUGUGUCUUUAGGCACUUUAUCUAUUUCAAACCCUGAUUUACCUAUAAGAAUAUAAAAUAAUUAUGAAAUUAAUUAUCAUACUGAUAUGAACACAUGGUUUUACGGUGGAGCCAAAGGCUACACAGAUUAUUUACCUUAUAAAGAAAACAACUAAAAAUGA
Molecule: messenger RNA, 1134 nt
Organism: Tetrahymena thermophila SB210
Lineage: Eukaryota; Ciliophora; Oligohymenophorea; Hymenostomatida; Tetrahymenidae
Product: FAD/FMN-binding family oxidoreductase
Exons: 2
Molecular function (GO): FMN binding; oxidoreductase activity
Source: RefSeq, a predicted model, not a curated record